UUCAGAAAGUUUGCUAGAAGUGUUUGAGUGGGCGGAUACCUCCCUAUCCUCUUCACCCAAUAAGCAGAACUUGGAAAGUGAUGGAAAGUUUGUGGUGAAAGUGUCUGCUCACAACCUGGAUGACAAUUAGCGGAGAACUUUCGCCGGUGAGCAGCUGCGCACAGAACAGAGUCGUCUCUUUGCUUGCUCAGGAGAUUGAAGAUGGAGUGGCGCCAGCAGACAAGUGUCAGCUGUGCAGACGCCUUCAACGAGGCUCAACGCUGGAUUGAGGAAGUGACUGGAAAAUCGUUUGGUAGCAACAACUUCCGUGCUGCCUUAGAGAAUGGAGUCCUGCUUUGCGACUUGAUUAACCAGUUGAAACCAGGGAUCAUUAAGAGGGUAAACAGGCUUUCUACUCCCAUUGCUGGCCUGGAUAAUGUGAGUGUCUUUCUAAAAGCCUGUGGGAAACUGGGACUGAAUGUCUCUCAGUUGUUUCAUCCAGGAGACCUGCAGGACCUGUCCAGUCGUGCAACAGUCAGACGAGAUGAAAGCAACAGAAGACUCAAAAAUGUUCUGAUAACUAUCUUCUGGUUGGGUCGUAAGGCUCACUUAGACGCUCUCUACAGCGGUCCCCAGCUUAACUUGAAGGCCUUUGAAGGGCUCUUGGGGUUGGCCUUGUCCAAGGCUCUAGAUGAGGGCGGUAAUGUGUUUGUGAAAGACAGCGGGUACAGAGACGGCUGGGACCAGGACAAGGAGGAGUACCCGCAUAAGAGGCUAAGCUAUAAGAUGAAUCACUGUGUGGACAGCAUCGACUCUCUGGAGUCCAGAGUUCUUCGCCCAAACUGUGAAGGUUGUGGAAGUGACGCAGAGGCCGAGCAGGUGUUCAAGAUGGAGACCACACAGCCCUCGACCCAGCAAAACAAAGGUCAUGUCCCUCCAGUGCUGCUACAGAGAAAACAAGGACAGGAAGAAAAUGGAGUACUCUCCAGAGCAUAUCAAAUCCAGGUCAAACCUGAGAGAUCAUUUCAGGUCAACCCUGGCUGGAUUUGGAGCAAAUCACUGACUGACAUCCCAAUGGUGUACCCUGUGCGGAAAGUUCCUGCUGGUCACACCAUUUAUGAUGAUGUGUACCAAGAUGCCGGCAUGGCACAGGAGUGGAAUCACGACAACAAACACAAGUGUAGCGUGGCUGCCAAGGACAGUGAAGCUCAGUGGCAGGAUGACCUGACAAAGUGGAAGAACCGUCGCAGGAGCUCUAAGUCUGAACCCUGCAGAAAGUCCCUGGACAGGGAGCAUGUCAUAAAGCAGAUGGCUUAUGGGGACGGCAGAAUCUUUGACAGAAAUGGAGCACAAGAAGGACGGCUGAAGAGAGACCAACAGUCACCACGCAGGCAUAUCUCUGCCCCCCGUCCUUACUCCACCUCUCCUCCAUUGAAAUCAGCAAGCUUUGAUCUGAAGCCACGUACUCGUGCUCUGCUGGCCCGUAGCUACGCCACAGAGACACCUUACAGCCCCACGGCUCCACUUAGUCCCCAUAUCUCAACCCGCUCUCCGGGGGCAUCCGUUGGAUCCAUGCCCGCCUCUGAUGGGAUCAUUUUGGGAGAGGAGACUCACUUUGCCUCCCUGGCUUCAGAUGGAGCAGGAGUGACCACACCUUCUCCAGACUGUCCUUUCAGCUCCCAGACCCCCAUCAGAGCCCAGGGCUGUCUGGAUCCUUUCGAACCCACUGCUGAAUCCGCCCAGUCAGAAAAUGUCUUCACAAACCAAAUCUCCACGCUGAUCACAACUCUACAGUCGAGCAAGUCCACAGAGUCGCCCAGCAACAGGGUUACAUCUUGCGUUGACCCAAAAGUUACAACUCUUCGCCCUGAUGCAGUUCAUCAGCCAGGUAUUGAUCAUCUGGUGGACUUGACACAUCAAAACCACAAGUCCCACGAAGACACCCAGAAGGAAUCUUGUGAACCAGCUGUGCAGCAAGGCCGAGGCCAACAGUCUUCAGGCAGCUACAAGUACUUUUCCAGAGCUGGGUCGUGGUCUGGCUCAGCAAGCCUUCCUCGUGGUUACAGGAGAUCUGAGGGCUCAACUCGUCUCUCAUCUGCAAUCACAGCCAGACCCUUUGGGAGCAAGCAGUCCAGGGUGUCCUCACUGUCCAGACUGAGUAAUGUAGACAACAACCAGGGUCUGCAGUUGAAAUGUGAGACAGAGGAAUAUCCCGCUGAAUCGUCACUUAAAAGACAGACUGCAACCAUCCAUCUGAAGAGUCCGUUCCAGGCUGCCAUCUUACUGAAGAAAGAGAAACAGGGCCAACAGAAUGGUAAAGAUCAGGGGGAGGAGGUAAAGGGUGUCACUCUUUCAAGCCAGACCUCCUUCCAGGCCCACGGCUAUCACCAUCAGCCCUCCAGCCAAAACCUGCUACUACCGCAGCCUUAUUCAAACCUGCAGGCCCACCACAACAAAAACUCCACCCUUCCUACUUAUGAAACUCUGGACCAAUCACAGGUGGCUCACAGUGACAUGAGAGUGAGCCUUACUCUUAAACCCAACAGUAGACCAGACUUUGGUUUCCAGACUCACUGGGACUCUACUGGGGUGAGGGUCAAAUUAAUUCAGCCAGGCAGUCCGGCGGAGCUGUGCCAGCUGUGUGUGAACGAUGAGAUCGUGGCUGUUAAUGGCAUUGCAGUGGCACACAUGAACUACACCCACUGGAAGGAUAAAAUGACGUCUUCCCUGCAGACCGGCAGUCUGACUAUGGACAUACGGCGCUAUGGCAACAAAGACUGGAGCACCAGUGAGGAGAGUCAGCACAACCAGCCAGGCCAGAGCAGGAUGACCCUCAAUCUAACCGCUUCAGCUCCCGUUCUGAUAGGUUACCCUGAUCACCAUGCCAACAGUGGUGCCUCUACAGACACCACAGUGAAAGUGUCAAAAUCCAAUUGGCAGAGCGACAAUGUUAUGCAGGGUAAAGGCAUGAACGGAGAGCUUGCUGACAACAACAGGACAGCCAGAACUAAAGAUAAUAAUAAUGCUAUAAAGAAAAAUCAGAGACGCAGGGCUGAAUUUUUCAGACAGAAAGGAGGUUCAGAAUCUGCAAUAUCUGAUCUCCAGGUGCCAUCGCUCAGCCCCUCCUCGUCCAGCUGGUCAUGGGACCAUGAAGAAGAUCGAAGGCGUCAGGAGAAGUGGCAGGAAGAACAGGAGCGCCUCCUACAGGAGCAGUACCGGCGGGAUCAGGAGAGGCUGGAGGCUGAGUGGCAGAAAGCACAACAAGAUGCAGUGGGAGAGAAGAGCACCUUUGCUGGUGGGAUGACCAACGAUAGUGAGAGCUUUUCCAGCACCCCGUUUCAUGUGAACGGACUGACAAACAAAACCAGAGACGAGGAGCACAGCCCUGAGAAACAUGACCUGAAAGAAGCAGGAUCAAAGACUCAAAGUGAUACACAAGGAGUGCAGAGGGACAGGAUCAAUGGACAAGCCUGGGCUGAGGACUUGUGUGGCUUUGCACAGCUGUCGCCUGCACACAGGGCAAAGUCCUUGUCUACCCCGUAUUAGCUGGCACUCACAAACAGCCCGGAGGUGAACAGAGGAAAAGCAUGGGACACUCUGUUUCUAAAGGUGAGAAAGAGAGACAGCAGAUUUUGGAGGAGAUGAAGAAGAGGAAUCAUCUUC
Molecule: messenger RNA, 3642 nt
Organism: Labrus bergylta (ballan wrasse)
Lineage: Eukaryota; Metazoa; Chordata; Actinopteri; Labriformes; Labridae
Product: LIM domain only protein 7
Biological process (GO): regulation of signaling; regulation of cell adhesion
Molecular function (GO): protein binding
Source: RefSeq, a predicted model, not a curated record